Lingula anatina is the source of this 1865-nucleotide messenger RNA. RefSeq lists its product as uncharacterized. The record is from RefSeq and is a predicted model, not a curated record. NCBI's taxonomy places the organism in Eukaryota, Metazoa, Brachiopoda, Lingulata, Lingulida, Lingulidae. Gene Ontology annotation, molecular function: protein binding; calcium ion binding.
AUGGAUUUACAGGGAAAACAAUAUCUUUCUGAAACGAAAAGUUGUUACAUUUCAUAUGGGAACGAGGGGUCAGAAAACAACCAUUGCCAAACAUUCAUGAUCAUAUUUGACAAUCCACAUGGGCAUAAAACACACCGAAAUGAUUCUUCAAUGUAGGUGAUCAAAGUUGAAGAAAUCUUGAAAUGGACGGACCUGCGCGUGGGGCGAGUAAGACUCCAGCGGAUAGUUUUGUAGGACGGAAGGGUUCGAGUAGAACGUAUUUGAGCCGGAAGGAGUCCGGCUUGAAGAGGGUGAAAUCUACCGUAGAUGAUUUAGAAGAUUGUGACUUGGACACAGAAUUAGAUUUAGCAGAGAGAAAGCGCACCUAUGAUUCCACCGGACAAGUAGCAUAUGAAAAUGCAUGUAUCAAAUUUAAGAUCCCCCAGGCCAACACAUUUCACAGAAAACUGGAACACGCCAAGGAAGUGGACAUGAAGUAUUAUGGGAUAGGACCCAAGGGUGCUCUGGCGUUAGCAAUCCCCCUAGUGAUUAAUACCAAAGUAACUAAACUGAAUCUCCGUGGAAAUUCUCUUGGUGUUGAAGGAGUGGACAAUAUAUGUAGAAUGAUGGAAGAAAACUCCAUUAUCACCGAUCUCGACCUAUCAGAAAAUGACGUGAGCGGUCGCGCCACUAAAAUCAUCGCACAAAUGUUGGUUGUUAACCAAACAAUUCAAAGAUUGACUCUCGAAGAAAACGGUUUAACAGACCAAGACGCAAAGGUGCUAGUUGGACCCGUGGAGGACCAUUCAUCUCUUAUUUACCUAAACCUCAGUCACAAUAACUUUGGAAUACAAUCCGGUAUCUUAUUUCAGAAAAUGAUAGAAAACGGAAUGCUGGAAGAGCUUGACUUGAGCUGGAAUCAAAUACGCGGUGACGGUGCUCUGGCCAUAUGUAGGGGAGUCAAGGAAAACAAUUCUCUGAAGAUUCUUAACAUGUCAUGGAAUGGUCUCGCCGAGGAAGGGGCCAUCAGCAUGGGGCAGGCGCUUCAGGCCAGCCGCACCAUGACUGAGCUAGAUAUCAGCUCCAACAGAAUUAACGAUCAGGGGUUUCUUAUUCUCAUCAAAUCCCUCCGGGACAACGACACACUCAAGACUCUUAAAGUUGGACAAAAUCCUAUUACGGAGGAUGCAGUGCUGGCUGGCCUGGAGGUGCUGAAGGAGAUCGACUCUCUGAAACUAGAGGUGCUGGAACUCAUUGAAAACAUAUACACAAGCAGAGUAGACGAAAAGAUAGAAGAGGUGCAUGAAAAACACGAGAACUUCACUUGUAACCAUGGUUACGCACAUUCUUAUGGAAAACGAAAGCUUAAGGCGUUUGAUGUCGUAGAAGAAGCCAUGACAUUCCUUAAGAACUACAUCGCAGAGCACAACAUGAAUUUAGUGGAGCUUUUUGCCAGUUUUGAUCAAGACGGGAGCAUGAGCGUUACGUAUGAUGAAUUCAAGGAAGGGUUGAAGAUGGCACGAAUUCCUAUGACAGCUCUGCAAGUGGAAUACCUUAUUCAGGGUCUUGACGCGGAUGGCGACGGCGAAAUUGACUUCGGUGAACUUGUUGUUGGCGCGGAAGAACACGACAAAGCUACUAAAGGCAAUUAAAAGAGGGCGCUCCUGGAGUAUUCCAUGUGUCAUGAAGCCAUGUGUUUACAUUAAAAAGCUUUUGCGUGAAAAUUAAAGCAGCGUUGUUGCUAUGAUAAGCCUAUUACUUGCAUUUAGUGUCAUAAAAAUAUCUACAGUUGCUGCUUUCCAAUGUUGAAACACCAUUGUAAAUAAGGGUGAAAUUAAAAUGAGCUUGAUACCGUUACCCUGAGUGUCAGAGCAACGUAAAAGCUA